Messenger RNA from Staurois parvus, 318 nucleotides. Lineage: Eukaryota; Metazoa; Chordata; Amphibia; Anura; Ranidae. The record is from the annotation of a GenBank genome assembly.
AUGGUCCUGCCAUGUGUUGCUGCUUUAAGUAAUAUUAUUUUUUUUCUUCUUUUUUUUUACAAUAGAUUCUACAAUGACUUACAAAUAUGCCUGGAAAACAGUGCUGAUAUCCUUUCUCUUGCAUACCCUAAUGAAUUGGCACAUUCCGCAAUUCUAAAUGCUCAUCAAAAGUUUUUCAGCGGUUGUGUUCUGCCUAAAGAAUUCAUGGAUCCUCCAGAGAAUGUGUUGCUGGCAUUAAUAUUUGCACCGAUCUGUAUAAUUCCUUUUCUGGUUACCCUUGUUGUCUAUAAGAGCAAUACUAGCAAACCACAAACUUAG